AUGGAUCCCCAAGCCUGUCCUCUCCCACAAGUAGCACAGGCGCUGGAACCAUACAUCAAAUCCCGACACGAAGUCACCCGUAUCAGGAAUGAACUCCACGGCCACUUACAUAAACAUGCACAACAGGAUGGAACGCCACUCACGGCCAUGAAUCUGACCUCACCUCGCGAUGCUCUACCGCAGAAAGAAAUCCCAACCACAAUAUCUGGAGUCCGGAGAGCAUAUCUCAAAGCACUCCAAGCCUAUACUGCCGCACAAGGACGUUAUGAUUCUUUAAAAGCCGACUUAGAUGCUCUGAACGAUACGUCCAAAUCGUCUACCCAGCUAGGACAUAGCCCUAGUGCAGUGAAUGAGACUCUGAUCCCCCUUCUCCGCCAGAGGGAGAAGCGGCGAAGACUGGAAGUGAUCGAGCAGACGUAUUCUGCUGUCAUUGCCUCGGGAGGAGACGUCAUGACGACUCAUCUAGACGAUAUUAUCAAGAAUCACGCUGGAGAAGUACCAACGCCACCGAUUCAAAAUCCUCCUUCUUUUGGUGAGAAGCCGGACGUGGCGAGUCGAAUCCUACAGUUGAAGAAGGAUGUCCUGUCCACCAAGCACGCUAUCAAUAGAGUCUCAGCUUCACAACCCGAUCACGUGUCUAACAGGUCGACGACUGGUAACAAUAGUGAUGUGGCUGGUCUGCAGGAGGCACUGAAUGUUCUCACGAGCUGGAUGGAAACCCAACUCGCCACAAUUGGGGAUGCAGAAGCAGAUGCUCAACACUACCAGUCGAUUCCGAAUGAUCAUGAGCAGUCGAGCACAGUCAGUAUCGAGGACAUAAGCACUCGGUACGACGACUACAUCACCGCACGAACGAAGCUGCUCCACACGAUUUCGAAGCCAUCUACCCCAGCCCACGAGCCAACCUCAUGGUCCACACCUUCCAACGCUGGCGAUGCAACCAAGCAAGACAACAAUAAAAGCGCCGCAGAGAUACUGCUACCAUUACUACCCGCACUCACCGGUCUCAAAACCCAAGAACAAUCCCUUUUGCACCAAUCCUCCCACCUCCGCAAACUUCUCCUGGCAUCCGAGGCACAGACACAGCAACUUAUCAUGAGGUUAUCAGAGGAAAGUCAUCUGGUGCGUCCCGGAGCGGUGAGAGGUAAAGAUUGGGCUGAAGCUGCUGCUCAGGCGGACAGCGACACGGCGUCGUAUGUGCAGGGAAGAGUGGGAGAGGGGGAGAGGAGGGCGAUUGAGGCAGAGGAGAUGCUGGAGAGGGUGAGAGGGAUGCCUGAGUUGGUGGGCCAGGUGGUGGAGGUUAUGGGGAGGAAGACUCUUAAUUAG
Messenger RNA from Recurvomyces mirabilis, 1326 nucleotides. RefSeq lists its product as uncharacterized. Lineage: Eukaryota; Fungi; Ascomycota; Dothideomycetes; Mycosphaerellales; Teratosphaeriaceae. The transcript has a single exon. The record is from RefSeq and is a predicted model, not a curated record. The coding region runs from base 1 to 1326 and encodes 441 amino acids.